AUGGCAGAUUUCAACCUCAGUGAUUCUGACCGUUCAUCAUUCAUCCUAAUGGGAAUCCCCAGCCUGGAAGCUGCUCACAUCUGGAUUUCCAUCCCUUUCUUUACGUUCUACACUAUUGGCCUGUUGGGAAAUUUCAUGGUUCUGUUUGUUGUAGGCAAAGAGCAGACCCUACAUGAACCAAUGUACCUGCUGCUUUGCAUGCUGGCACUCACAGAAAUUGGUGCAUCUACUUCCAUUGUGCCAAAGGCACUGUGUAUAUUUUGGUUCAAUUUGAAAGGAAUUACUUUAGGUGGCUGCCUCACCCAGAUGUUCUUCCUUCACGCGGGUUCUGUGACACAUUCAGCCGUCCUUGUGACAAUGGCCUUUGAUCGCUAUGUUGCCAUAUGUAAGCCCCUGAGAUAUGCCACCAUCUUCACAAAUGAACGAAUAGCUAAACUAGGGCUAGUGUGUUUGACAAGAGCUGUUCUCUUUGUUCUGCCCCUGCCUCUGCUCCUGAGCAGGCAGCCAUUCUGUGCCAACCGCAUUAUCCCCCAUACAUACUGCGACCAUAUGGCUGUGGCAAAGAUGUCAUGUGGGGACAUCACAGUGAAUAGGAUGUAUGGCUUGGUGAUAGUAUUUAUAGUCCUUGGGUUUGACCUGACACUCAUUGCCCUGUCCUAUGGUCUGAUAAUCAGGGCCGUCCUCAGAAUACCCUCCAAGAAAGCCCACCAGAAAGCCCUCAACACAUGCACAGCCCACAUCUGUGUGAUGCUGAUGGCUUAUCCUAUCUUCCUUUUCUCCACUCUGACAUACCGAUUUGGUCAGGGUAUUGCUCCCUACGUACACAUCAUCUUGGCCAAUCUGUAUUAUCUCCUCCUUCCCGUGCUCAACCCUAUUGUUUAUGGUGUCAAAACCAAAGAGCUUCGUGACAAAAUGCGCAAAUACAUCUGUGGAAUGUCAUCAACUGGGGCCAGUGACUCUGAACCUCUGUCACAAGCGGGAUAA
Chelonoidis abingdonii (Abingdon island giant tortoise) is the source of this 984-nucleotide messenger RNA. Its product is annotated as olfactory receptor 52E8-like. Gene Ontology annotation, cellular component: plasma membrane. Gene Ontology annotation, biological process: G protein-coupled receptor signaling pathway. Lineage: Eukaryota; Metazoa; Chordata; Testudines; Testudinidae. The record is from RefSeq and is a predicted model, not a curated record. Gene Ontology annotation, molecular function: olfactory receptor activity; G protein-coupled receptor activity.